Halichondria panicea is the source of this 1767-nucleotide messenger RNA. Its product is annotated as F-box only protein 47-like. The record is from RefSeq and is a predicted model, not a curated record. The coding region runs from base 138 to 1664 and encodes 508 amino acids. Gene Ontology annotation, molecular function: protein binding. Lineage: Eukaryota; Metazoa; Porifera; Demospongiae; Suberitida; Halichondriidae. The transcript has 7 exons.
AAACAAUGCCCACCAGCCAGAACAUUUUUUUACAGCUGCAAGAGAUAUGGCGCCAAAUACCCUCUAUUUAAGAAAGGAGAAGCUCCAGUGUGACUCAUUUGUCGAGCCCGCAGCCUUUUGGAACCUCUCAAGUAACAAUGUCUUCAAGAAAACGGCAAAAGCAACACAAUGUUCCUUCUAGAAAGAGAACUAGGCUUGGUGACAUCUCAAACUCCUCAUAUCACAAGUCACAAGCAGAUACAUGUAUCCCCUCUUCUCCAAAAUGCUGUAUCAACCAACAUGUGCCUGAAAAUGAACAUCAGCUGGAAAGCAUGGAUACCUCCAUGUACUGCUCAGAGAAUGUCGAUUUCUUACCUAUCACGAGGAAGCAACUGGCUCGUAUGAAGAAGUUUCAGAGGCUGGAUCCCGGUGGCUUGUUCAACUCUCUCCCUCCUGAAGUCCUUCACAAGCUGUUCUCAAUGCUGGACCCUGAGAGCAUGCUGUCUCUGUGUCUGACCUCCACUGUCCUCAUCUCGUACGUCCAGGGCUAUGUGUACACCUCCGCUGGACUCUCUCACAUUCUACCCCCUCUUGUGACCAAUGACAUGGAUACUGUCUCCAAAAGAAGCUUCAAUCUUCUCGGAAUGAUAAUAAAAGCAGUGACUCUAAUGGAUACCUUCAAGAACAGGCUCAAAGUUGCAGCUUUCUUCAUAGACAAGCUGCAUCCGGUCUAUUUGUCGAUAUACCAGCUCCUCUCCCACAAAACAGCUUACGAGUGCUUUGGAGCAGCUUUGAACGCUUUUGUGUCGGGCUGGGAGGAUUGUGCCAAAACUAGAGUCUAUGAGCUAGUCAAAUCUAAAUCGAAACUCAUUGAUAGGACCAAUACAGUGCUUCAGGCCGUCCCUGGGUCCCUUCCUUGGCAAGAGACAGAUGUCCGUGCUCUACACAGAGAGGUGUUCUUAUGUCCAGUAAAAUCUGAUGAAGAGUAUGGGCUCUGGCUCUCUCUUAUCCUCAAACCGUGGCCGCUUGUAUUCCAAGCCAAAUUGCUGUAUUUGCUCACAGCCCCAGGGGAUGACAGUGGAAAGGUGUACUGGAUAGAGUCUUGUGGCUGCUCUCAUCUCCAACACACGUCUAACGAUAAUCUGGACUUCUCUGAACUGGCACGAGCAAUGAGAGUUCUCUACCAAAACAAGGCUUGGACUGAGGACGACAUUGUUACCAUUUUCAACGAAAUCACAUCCUCUACUCCGAAUGGGUGGUGUCUGGAGAAUGUGGCCAUGCUGUUGUUCGGCUGUGGUACUUCCAUAGUGAAAGGUUUCCUGGGAAGCAAAGCCAUCAAUGGACACGUCAACGAGCUGGGCACGAUCCUAUUCUUUAUGGCCAACUGCUGUGUCAGUGGAAAUGUCUCAAAUGAUGAUAUUGACGAGGACAUUGUGUGGUACAUUCACAUCCUCUCCUAUGUGACCCAGCUCCUACCAACAACAGACAACAAGAACAAAUUCAUAGCUGACCUUGUUGGGAAGUGGCAAGCUUGUCUAUUGACUCAAUUUGAAGAAUAUGAUCCCAUUUCUGCCUCUGAUGAGGAGCUUGUGGACUUUGUGCAAGAGUUUCAUUCCACUGUCUCCUCCCUAACAAGACUCUGCCAAAGCCUCCUACAGAUUAAAAUACAAUCUCUCAACAACUAGUAGCAUACUAGUAUAUUCUCUAUGUGAUCUGCAUCAUUCUUUAUUAUGUAUUUGUUUGUGUAGUUGAUAUUCUCAUACAUAUUGACAUGUGAACCAUUCAUGA